Messenger RNA from Hevea brasiliensis (rubber tree), 4321 nucleotides. Its product is annotated as putative pentatricopeptide repeat-containing protein At3g08820. Bases 1037 to 3103 code for a protein of 688 amino acids. NCBI's taxonomy places the organism in Eukaryota, Viridiplantae, Streptophyta, Magnoliopsida, Malpighiales, Euphorbiaceae. The transcript is spliced from 2 exons. Gene Ontology annotation, biological process: RNA modification. Gene Ontology annotation, molecular function: zinc ion binding; protein binding; RNA binding. The record is from RefSeq and is a predicted model, not a curated record.
ACCUAUCAAUGUUAUGUGCCAAUUCACUGGUCCCUGUUCAAUAUCCUUCUAAGAAUAUCUCAUGGACCUCCUCAAGCUUCCAAUCAAUGUCAAGGAAAAUGUAUGGCGAGUGCUUUUCCACGUCUAACAAAUUCAUAUUUGCCACGUGAUUUCCCCACUUCACCGUAUUUCCCACGCGUACAGCUCUUUUGAGUAGUGACCUAACUUUUUAGAUCCAGCAAAUCAUGUCAAGUACUGUAACUAAAAUCCUAUGAUCAAGUGGCUACAAAAUGGGAGCUCCGCUGAAUUCCUUGCAUACAAAAGUCCACCUGCUACCCGAAAUCACCAUAGCCCAAUUUCCAAAGACUCCUGCAUGAGCACUGAGCAGCAACAAACAGCAACUACCAUCUUCAUUUUAGGAUUCAGCUCGUCUUCUGUUUAACAACCAACUUCACACCUUGAAAGUGUAGCAGGGAAGGACUCUGUUUCUGAAAUGGCAAAGGAGAUUAAAGAUUUGAGUUUUUGGAUUGAAAUUGCACCAGCCCUUUUCAUAUCUCUGCACAAGACUGGUAAUUCUCCUGGGCUAGAGACUAUUCCAGAAGAGCAGACCGAGAAUACGGAAGAUGACUCAGAAUUUUAAUGCUCCUCUUUCCCUAUCCCUCUCAGAUUUUUUUUUUUUUUUUUUUACUCUCAUGGGACAAAUUGGCUGCGAAUAUGUGGUCCAUCAGGUCAUGUCAUAGCCUUCAACUUUUUGCAAUCAAAUUAAAUGGCAUUUUGAUUGUAUUUCUUCCAUUUCUUCUUAUUCAUUCUCAACAAGGAGCUAAUUUCUUUAAUUUGAAAUUUCUAUUCCCAUGAAAUUGUGAAAUAUCUAUUUCAUAAAAUAUAUGUUUUUAAUAAAAAAAAUCUUAAUUCAAGCUAAUAAAUAUUUCAUGCGAAUCGGAAUACUGUUCUUUCUAAGGAUAUUAAUACAGAGGCCAUAUUGUACCCGCCAAAAAAAAAAAAAACCCUAAAUAAAUAGCCGUUCAGUUUGAAAAUAAUAUCGAAGGGGAAAUAGACCAUGACCAUCUUCGCGAGCCCAACGUCUCUUUCGUUGAGCAAGGCUUUAGACCUCAAGAAACGUCUCCUUCAAGGUUGUGAUUCCCUCAAACAGCUCCAGCAUGUCCACGCAGUACUUCUCCGCCUCGGCCUCGACCAGGACAACUAUCUCCUGAACAUGAUCUUGCGCUUCAGCUUUGAUUUUGGUGAUACAUCCUACACUCGCUUUCUCUUUAACCAAAUCAAACAACCCAAUAUUUUCCUCUGGAAUACCAUGAUUCGUGGCUUAGUUUCUAAUGAUUGCUUUACAGAGUCUAUAGAGUUUUACCAUUCAAUGAGGAGAGAAGGAUUUUUACCUAAUAAUUUCACUUUCCCCUUCGUCCUAAAGGCAUGCGCGAGGCUUUCCCAUUUUCAGUUGGGAAUAAUUUUGCAUGCGUUUGUGGUUAAAGUGGGUUUUGAUUCCGAUGUGUUUAUUAAUACCAGUUUAGUUAGUUUGUAUGUUAAGUGCGGGUAUUUAGAACAUGCCUUUAGGGUAUUUGAUGAUAUUCCUGACAAAAAUAUUGUGUCGUGGACUGCGAUAAUAAGUGGAUACAUAGGUGUAGGCAAAUGUAGGGAGGCCAUUGAUAUGUUUCGUAGGUUGUUGGAGAUGGGUUUGAGGCCAGACAGUUUCACUCUUGUCCGGGUCCUGUCUGCCUGCGUUCAAAUUGGGGACACAGAAAGUGGAGAUUGGAUAGAUAGAUAUAUAACGGGGAUUGGCAUGGCAAGGAACAUGUUUGUCGCUACUUCUUUGGUGGAUUUGUAUGCCAAGUAUGGAAAUAUGGAAAAAGCGCGUUUUAUGUUUGAUAGGAUGGCAGAGAAGGAUAUUGUUUCGUGGAGUUCCAUGAUUCAGGGUUAUGCUUCCAAUGGGCUGCCUAAAGAAGCCCUGGACCUCUUUUUUAAGAUGUUGAAUGAGGGUUUGAAACCUGAUCGCUAUUCGAUGGUUGGAUUUCUCUGUGCUUGUGCAAGGUUAGGAGCACUAGAAUUAGGGGACUGGGGUAGCAAUUUGAUGGAUAGAAAUGAGUUCUUGGCUAAUCCAGUGUUGGGUACUGCAUUGAUUGACAUGUAUGCAAAAUGUGGGAGUGUCGCUAAGGCCUGGGAAGUUUUUAGAGGAGUUAAGGAGAAAGAUAGAGUAGUUUGGAAUGCAGCUAUAUCAGGUCUUGCCAUGAAUGGGCAUGUGAAAACUGCAUUUGGGCUUUUCAGCAAACUGGAGAAGUUUGGAAUUCAACCAGAUGGGAACACUUUUGUAGGCUUACUCUGUGGCUGUACUCAUGCUGGUUUAGUUGAUGAUGGUCGCCAAUUUUUCAAUAGCAUGGGUCGUGUUUAUCCCUUUGCUCCAACAAUUGAGCAUUAUGGAUGCAUGGUGGAUCUUCUUGGUCGCGCAGGUUUAUUAGAUGAAGCCCAUCACCUGAUUAAAAGUAUGCCAAUGAAGGCCAAUGCCAUUGUCUGGGGAGCCUUGCUGGGUGGAUGUAGGUUGCAUCGAGACACCCAGUUGGCAGAACAUGUAUUGAAACAGCUCAUAGCAUUGGAACCAUGGAACUCAGGAAAUUAUGUUCUCCUGUCAAAUAUAUAUUCUUCAAGUCAUAAAUGGGAUGAUGCAGCAAAAAUUAGGUUGAUCAUGAAUGAUAAAGGGAUUCAGAAAAUACCUGGAUGCAGCUGGAUAGAAGUCGAUGGAAUUGUUCAUGAAUUCCUCAUCGGUGAUAAGUCCCAUCCCUUAUCAGAGAGUAUAUAUGCAAAACUUGGUGAAUUGGAUAAGGAUCUAAAAGCAGCCGGCUAUGUACCCAAAACAGAUAAUGUACUGUUUGAUAUAGAAGAGGAGGAGAAAGAACAUUUCCUUGGUUGUCACAGUGAGAAGCUGGCUAUAGCUUUUGGUCUGAUAAGCACAGAUCCAAAACACACGAUUCGAGUUGUAAAAAACCUUCGCGUUUGCGGUGAUUGUCAUGAGGCCAUAAAGCUGAUUUCUAGAAUUUCAGGUAGAGAGAUAAUUGUGAGGGAUAAUAAUCGGUUUCAUUAUUUCUCUGAAGGUUCGUGCUCAUGCAAGGAUUACUGGUAAAAUUAGAUAUAAAUCACUCCCAUGGCCUAAUGGCUCAUGUUCAACAGCUUGAGGCGAAAUUCCAUCAAUUGAAAAGGCAUAUGUCUCUCAAACAGAUCAAUCAUCAUUAUUUACUAGUGCAGGUUAGACAACAGUUUGCAUCUCUAUUUUUGCGUGCAGUGCUGACUGUCUAUUGCUGGUAAGUUCAUACAUCAUAGGGUUAAUUGGAUAGUGUGAAGCAUACAUAGAGAAAAUUCACAAACAUUUGCUUGAGCAACCAGGGAUUUGAAUCUUCUAUUUUUGGUGCUUGCACUAGUUUGAAAUUAUCAGAAGCAUUGAGAUAAUCAGCAACAGGUUCUUAUUUGCAAUAACAAGUUUGGGUGCUAGUGACCCUAGAAGCUGUAGAGGGUGAAAUCAGUGUUUCUUUUGUUUUCCCACUGCACUUCACAUGUAAACCGCCUGCAGGGGACGAUAUCUGUAUUGUUCCGUUUGUUCAAGACAAUACCAUGUGCUAAGGCAAGUUUUUCAUCAUUUCAUCCUUUGCAAUUAUGUGUUUUGCCCACGUGCAUGCGAAUGGAAACAUUAUGAUGCUCUUUUAUUGUUUAGCAGAAUCAACACAUUAAGUCAUUAAGAGAUCGUUUUGUGUAUUUCUUUUUAUUCAACAAGCUUUAUAAGUCUCAAAUAAUGCAUCUACUUUGUCUUCUGAAAACUAUUAGGGUACUUGUGUCCAAAAGAAUCAACAUUUGAAUUGACAACCUAAAGGCCAUUGUUUUUUAAAUGCAUAAUCUGUUUUUGGUGUUGACUGGAAUUCUAAUUUUCAAAUGGAACAGAACCUGAUCAUUUGUAGGGACUUGCCUUGUUUUGUAUGGAUUCAUUUGAAGAAUGCCAUGGUACCCUGCAAUUAUUCCUUCUGUACAAGCAUGAGUACUAUAACGUUUUCUCCUUGAUUUUUAUUUUGGGUGGGAGGAAGUCAUUCCGUAGGCAAAAGGGUUAAAAACUUAUAAUUGUCUUGAUUCUGACUGGUUUUAUGUUGCAGGGGCUGGAGCAUGUUUGCAGUGUUCCUCUGAUUCAUCAUUCUUCAAAUUUGCAGCAGUAUUCUCUGGAAUACCAACAAUAGAUGUUAAGGGAGAGAAGAAAGUCUGAAAAGUGUUGCAGGCAUGUUAUAAUUAAACAGAAAAAAGACUCAUAAUGAUACGUAAUUCUAAUUCCUAAAGGCGUUCGAUAGUUCUUUCAUUUUAA